Molecule: messenger RNA, 3031 nt
Organism: Tyto alba (common barn owl)
Lineage: Eukaryota; Metazoa; Chordata; Aves; Strigiformes; Tytonidae
Gene: DOK4
Product: docking protein 4
Exons: 9
Coding region: 614-1600 (328 amino acids)
Biological process (GO): cell surface receptor protein tyrosine kinase signaling pathway; positive regulation of MAPK cascade
Cellular component (GO): cytoplasm
Source: RefSeq, a predicted model, not a curated record
UUAUUCAUUUUUUUUAUGGCCCAACAAAUGAGACUGCAGGGGUGGAGGUGCCUGCAGGCCAUUUCAGUGGGGGUCAUGAAAAGAAGAGUUGGGGGGGACACAGAAGGGGAGACGAGGAUGAGAAGACGUCUGCCUGAGCUUAGGGACACCCCGGGACAGCAGCUUGGCGAGAGGCUGCCGCCACCUGACAGUUGCCGCGGGGUGUUCACUCUGAAGCCUAAUGAUGUGCAUGCAGGAAACCUCUUGCCAGGGCGGCCGGUUGUGGCUCUGGCUGGGCUGGGCUGGGCGAGGCUGGGCCCGGAGGGACGGAGGAGGCAACCCGGGAGGGUGGGGGGGGGGGUACCGGCACCGGGGGGCGGGGCCUGGAGGGGCGUGGCCUGGAGGGGCGUGGCCGGGGCGGGCGCGGCUCCGGGGCUGGCAGCGACGCGGAGCCGGACACCGGGGCCGCCGGCUGCAGCGAGGGGGGCCCGCCAGGAUGGGGGACGCCGCUAGAACCAGGCUGGGCCAGCGCUGAGGCAGGGGGGGUGCAGAGGAAGAGGAUGGAGAGGGGGGGGCAAAGGUGAAGGCAGCCCCCCCCCUCCCAAAAUAGCCCCCACCCCAUCGGGCCAUCGCCAUGGCGACGAAUUUUAACGACAUCAUCAAGCAAGGCUAUGUGAGGAUGAAGAGCAAGAAGCUAGGGAUCUACCGGCGGUGCUGGCUGGUCUUUCGGAAAUCCUCCAGCAAAGGGCCUCAGCGCCUGGAGAAGUACCCGGAUGAGAAGUCGGCGUGCCUGCGAGGGUGCCCCAAGGUCACCGAGAUCAGCAAUGUCAAGUGCAUCACCCGGCUGCCCAAGGAGACCAAGAGACAGGCCGUGGCCAUCGUCUUCACUGACGACUCCGCCCGGACCUUCACCUGUGAUUCGGAGCUGGAGGCGGAGGAGUGGUACAAGACACUGUCGGUGGAGUGCCUGGGCGCCCGCCUGAACGACAUCAGCCUGGGGGAGCCCGACCUGCUGGCACCCGGCGUGCAAUGCGAGCAGACGGACCGGUUCAACGUGUUCCUCCUCCCCUGCCCCAACCUGGACGUUUACGGCGAGUGCAAGCUGCAGAUCACCCACGAAAACAUCUACCUCUGGGACACGCACAACCCCCGGGUGAAGCUGGUCUCUUGGCCCCUCUGCUCCCUGCGCCGCUACGGGCGUGAUGCCACCCGCUUCACCUUCGAGGCCGGACGGAUGUGCGAUGCGGGGGAAGGUCUCUACACCUUCCAGACGCAGGAGGGCGAGCAGAUCUACCAGCGCGUGCACAGUGCCACGUUGGCCAUUGCCGAGCAGCACAAGAGGGUCCUGCUGGAGAUGGAGAAGAACGUCAGGCUGCUGAACAAGGGCACAGAGCACUUCUCCUACCCCUGCACCCCCACCACCAUGCUGCCCCGCAGCGCCUACUGGCACCACAUCACGGGCUCCCAGAACAUGGCCGAGUCCUCCAGCUACGCCGGGGAGGCGUACGUGGGCGCCCAGGCCAGCUCCGACACCGACCUCCUCAACAGGUUCAUCUUGCUGAAGCCAAAGUCCUCCAGGAGCGACAAGCCUGAAAGCAGGGAGCCCACAUCGUCCCCGUGAGCUGGCCAAGGGGGGACAACCAUGGCGGGGGGGGGGUGUCCCCUUUUUCUUCCCUGAGGGGUGGCAAGGAUGCAGGCAGCCAGCCCUCCGAGUCCCCAGGGAGACCGAGCCGGGGCAUCCCCCGUGCCGAGACCUCGGGGGAGCAGGCGCUGGCUCGCGCCCUGACAUCAGCGGAGGUAACGGCUGGCUCAGACUCGACUGACUUGAAAUAUAUAUUGAAUAGACGUAUUAUAAGAGAUUUUUCCCUUCUCACACAAAUGCAAAGUUCAUGACUGCCGAAUAGCCCUCGGGCAGAGACGCUCCGAGGUUUUUUGACUCUUGGGGUUCUAGCUGGGAGGUGGAGAAGAGGGGGGGGGGUGUGUGGGGUAUGUGUCAAGAAAUUCAGUGUGUUUUCUGUGAGGGAGGAUGUAGGCCGGAGCAACCCCUGCCGCGGGGGUGGAACAGCGCUGGAGGAUGCGGCUGUGCCCGGCUGAAGGUGCAAGGUCCCAGCAUCUCACCCCCCCCUCGCCGUGAAGAGCGGGGUGCUCCUGGAGAGGCCCCGCCCUCCCCCUGAGCUGAUUUUUGCACUUCUUGAAGCUAUUGAAACACUCGCUGUAGAACUGAGCUGUCUCAGGAGAAACUGGUUUUCCUUCCGGGGGGGGGGGCGAGCGGCUGGGCAGAGCUGAGCCCCCCCGGCUUUCCUGGGCACCCCAACACCUCUCACUCCUCCACCCGCAGCCACUCCCCCCCGUCUGUGCCCUUGGUCUAUCUGCUGGUGGGCAACCCAGGGACCAGUUUGGGCCAGUAGCAUCUGUCCCUCGAGGGGCAGCUUUGCAGAUCUAAGAAGUCCCUGGGCAGAGAAGCCCACGCCGAUGGGUGCAGCGCCGCAUCUCUCCAUGCAGUCCCGUCGUCCCCGCUCCCUCCUCGCCCACCCGUGCGGCCGGGCGCGAGCCCUUGCCCGGGGGGAGCUGGGCUUCACGUGCCGAACUCAAAAGCAAUUGAUUUUUUCUAAUUCAAUUUAUUGACCUCCUUUAGAAGGGCUAUCUUUUUAUUGCCGUGCAAACCUUGGUGUUUCUUUGGAGUCUUCUUUCAGUCUGAGUUGGGUGGUUGGUGGUUUUAUUUCUGCUCUUAAAGCUCCGGGCCUGGGCUUUGGGGACGGGGAGUGUCGUGAUGUGGGAACCUGUGGUCUGUAAAUACUCUGUCUUGGGUUGGUGUAGCUUGUGGCUGAGGCUGGGGGGACGGCAGGGCGGAGGAGGGCUGCUCCCCGCACCACGGCUGGGCACGGAGGGAUUCAAUAGCACCCCAGCACCGCGUCCUUCCCCGGGUGAGGUGUAACUCGCUCUCUUUUCCUGGCUAAACACCUCAUCUGGAAAAGGUUUAUUACCAAAAAUGUUUGGGUUUUCUUUUUUUUUAAGGAGUUGCUCAAUGAAUAAACAACCCUUAUCCACCCUU